AUGUUCUAUGAAUUUCAACCUUAUGAUAGAAUUGUAUCACUUUUGCGUCGUAUGUCAAAUCUGGAAAAAUUAACUUUAAACAUUUCUAUAAAAGAUCGAAAUAGUGUCAUUGAUGGUACUUAUGUUCAACAUGAUAUUUUUGAUUGUAUGCCACAACUUCAUUUAUUCACUUUCUAUAUUUGUACUUAUGUUGAAACGAUUGAUUUAUCCUACAAGUUAUCUAGUGAAGAUAUUCAACAAACAUUAACGAAUAUUGGAUUACAAAAUGUCAUUAGUAUUGUCAAUUAUGUUUGUGAUUCAAGAGCUGCAUGUUCGAUUUUCUCACUUCCUUUUCAAUUUGAUUAUCUCAAAGAUCUUGGCAAUAAAUUUCUAAAUAUUGUAUUCAGUUAUGUUACGUAUUUACAUGUGAAAGAUAAUGAUCCAUUUAGACAUGAAUUCCUCGUUCGAAUUGUCCGAUCGUUUCCAUUACUGAAAUAUUUACGUAUUUAUAAUGUACGAUCAUCGUUACCAAUUGAUCUUAUGACAUUUUCAUCUGACAAUUGUCAAUUAUACUCAACUAUUGAAUAUUCGCAUCUAACUACACUUGAUCUGAGUUAUGCACAUAGAGAAUAUGUUGAACAAUUUCUAAAUGAAACAAAGACAUAUAUGCCUUGUCUGACGGAAUUAUUGGUCAUGAAUAAACUAUCUAAUCUUAAGUGUUUCUCGUUAAAAAUGUUCUAUGAAUUUCAACCUUAUGAUAGAAUUGCAUCACUUUUUCGUCGUAUGUCAAAUUUGGAAAAAUUAACUUUAAACAUUUCUAUAAAAGAUCGAAAUAGUGUCAUUGAUGGUACUUAUAUUCAACAUGAUAUAUUUGAUUGUAUGCCACAACUUCAUUCAUUCACAUUCUAUAUUUGUACUUAUGUUGAAACGGUUGAUUUAUCCUACAAGUUAUCUAGUGAAGAUAUUCAACAAACAUUAAUGAAUAUUGGAUUACAAGAUGUUACUAGUAUUGUCAAUUAUGUUUGUGAUUCAAGAGCUGCAUGUUCGAUUUUCUCACUUCCUUUUCAAUUUGAGUAUCUCAAAGAUCUUGGCAAUAAAUUUCCAAAUAUUGUAUUCAGUUAUGUUACGUAUUUACAUGUGAAAGAUAAUGAUCCAUUCAGACAUGAAUUCUUCGUUCGAAUUGCCCAAUCGUUUCCAUUACUGAAAUAUUUACGUAUUUAUAAUGUACGAUCAUCGUUACCAGUUGAUCUUAUGACAUUUUCAUCUGACAAUUGUCAAUUAUACUCAACUAUUGAAUAUCCACAGUCUAACUACACUUGA
Molecule: messenger RNA, 1299 nt
Organism: Rotaria sp. Silwood2
Lineage: Eukaryota; Metazoa; Rotifera; Eurotatoria; Philodinida; Philodinidae
Source: the annotation of a GenBank genome assembly